Tarenaya hassleriana is the source of this 2017-nucleotide messenger RNA. Its product is annotated as probable serine/threonine-protein kinase At1g01540. The coding region runs from base 225 to 1745 and encodes 506 amino acids. Gene Ontology annotation, molecular function: ATP binding; protein kinase activity. The record is from RefSeq and is a predicted model, not a curated record. Lineage: Eukaryota; Viridiplantae; Streptophyta; Magnoliopsida; Brassicales; Cleomaceae. The transcript is spliced from 7 exons. Gene Ontology annotation, biological process: protein phosphorylation.
AGAGUCCACGACGGAUCGAUUUUCGAAAAACAUUGAGCAAGAGUGUGGGGCAUUUGCUCUGAGUACACGUCCCAUCGUCGCCAGCUGCCUCCCUCUCUCUCUCUCGCCGAGAACAUCACUCUCGCAACUCCACAAUCUCUGACAUGUGAAGCAGAAGAAGAAACAGAGCACGCCUAAAGAGCGGAGAGGACCAAGGAAGACGGCCAGGAGGAGGGGUUUCAUCGAUGGCGAAUUACUCGUUCCUUAACGAUCAGCUCUCGAAACACACUUCCAUUUUCGGAUUGCGUUUGUGGGUCGUCCUCGGCAUCUGCGUCGGUGCCGCCAUCGUCCUCGUCCUCUUCCUCAUCUCCCUCUGGUUCAUCUCCAGACGUAGCAACAAGACCUCGUCCUCGUCGUCGACGGCUCUAGUUUCAUCUUCCAAGCCCAACAACGUCAUAAUCCCUAAUGUUUCCAAGGAAAUCCAGGAAAUUCUGGUCGACCCAUCAAAUCCUCACCCACCGGACCCGUUCCCGGAGACGCACCACCCCGUUCGCGAAGGAGAGAACAGUCCCGUUGGUGGUCGAAGUAGAAUUCACAUUGAAAUCGGAAAGGAUCAUUGGAUUUCUUACCCGGAACGAUGUGGCGGGUCGUCUCAUGGAAGUGGAUCGGGUGAUCAAGGUCUUUCCAUGGCCGGUCCUGAGGUUUCUCAUCUGGGGUGGGGCCAUUGGUACACUCUGAGAGAGCUCGAGCUUUCUACUAGUGGUUUUGCUGAUGAGAACGUAAUCGGUGAAGGUGGAUAUGGAAUUGUGUACCGAGGUGUUCUUGCGGAUAAUUCUCAGAUUGCUAUAAAGAAUUUGCUUAACAACAGGGGACAAGCUGAGAAGGAGUUCAAAGUUGAGGUUGAAGCAAUUGGACGAGUGAGACACAAGAAUCUUGUGAGGUUGCUUGGUUACUGUGCUGAAGGAGCUCAUAGAAUGCUCGUUUAUGAGUAUGUUGACAAUGGGAAUCUAGAGCAAUGGCUUCAUGGCGAUGUUGGGCCAAAGAGCCCUCUCACGUGGGAGAUUCGGAUGAAUAUAAUUCUUGGGACAGCUAAAGGGUUGACGUACCUGCACGAGGGCCUAGAGCCGAAAGUCGUCCAUCGUGAUAUCAAAUCAAGCAAUAUUUUGCUUGACAAGUUAUGGAAUCCGAAAGUUUCAGACUUUGGCCUAGCUAAGCUCUUAAAUUCAGAAAGAAGCUACGUGACCACACGUGUAAUGGGAACCUUUGGGUAUGUGGCUCCUGAGUAUGCUAGUACCGGCAUGUUAAACGAGAGGAGCGAUGUGUACAGUUUUGGUAUACUCAUUAUGGAAAUAAUAUCUGGGAGGAAUCCUGUCGAUUAUAGUCGUCCUCCAGGCGAGGUAAAUCUAGUGGAAUGGUUGAAGAGAAUGGUCACAAACCGAUGUGCAGAGGGAGUUCUUGAUCCAAGAAUGCAAGAGAAGCCUUCAUCAAGGGCAUUGAAGCGUAUCCUCUUAGUGGCUCUUCGUUGUGUCGACCCUAAUGCCCAGAAGAGGCCGAAGAUGGGUCAUGUCAUACACAUGCUUGAAGCCGAUGACUUCCCUUACCGGGAGGACCGUAGAACUGCACGAGAACCCGAAAGGUCGGAGAGGGAAGAAAGAAAGGAGAAGCUAACAGAGAAGACGGUGAAUGAACCCGGGGAUUGCAGCAGCUGCGAAAGCGGUGUUCAGAUCAACGAAACCCCGUUGUUAGCAUCGGAGAAGCAGGGAUAGUAGAGCUGACGAAAGACGGAUGUUCAGUUCAGAAAGGCAGCUUCAAGCGGCAUGAUAUGUUUGUUCUUAAAAGCCCGUGAGUUCUACGUGGUGAGUGCAUUGCACCUCUCCGUUUAAUUUAUUUUCUCUUUUUUGUAUAUUUUACUUUUGUAGUUUGGUAAUUUAAUAGCAUGGGUUUUUUCUUGUUCCUCUACAUUUUUUUUUUAAAUGUAAAUUGAUGUUUAAGUAUUUAUAUUUUCUUUGUAGUCUAAUAGAUUGAGGUAUCUUAGAUA